Exophiala xenobiotica is the source of this 2699-nucleotide messenger RNA. RefSeq lists its product as uncharacterized. The coding region runs from base 789 to 2525 and encodes 578 amino acids. The transcript is spliced from 4 exons. Lineage: Eukaryota; Fungi; Ascomycota; Eurotiomycetes; Chaetothyriales; Herpotrichiellaceae. The record is from RefSeq and is a predicted model, not a curated record.
CGAAGUCAAGUGCCAAGGCAACGAAAACUUAGCAAUCACGUAUCUACAUGUGUGAAGUCCGCUCCAACAACCUGUUGUCAGACUCCCACCCAAACCUCGUGACCUCCUAGCGAGCAACAAUCAGGACAUCUAUGGGCUUUAUUAUUCUCGAUUGGUUCAGAACCAAGAAGCAUUCAGCAUUCUACGCGUAUGACCGGUGUUGCUUGGUCUCGCUUAGCUGAGCGUUGACCUGACCGGCACUGCAACCCCCGAGUAUGUGCCCCAGCCUGGUAUCUGGCCUUGUUUCGGUAUGCGUGCGUCCAUAAGCUUGCACGGAUGUCGACUGAGGCCUAUGCCAUCAUACAAUCUGGGUGGGUUCUAUGAUGGAUCCAAGCGAGAGCGCCAACCAUUUUCCAAGCUUGGCCUUUACGAUCUUCCCCAUUGUCACCUCAAAAGCUGCGAUGUUGAUGAAAAACUCGCGGUUAUGGUGGCAAGCCUCUGGUGCCAUCAUUCGAUGCAGACAUCUUGUGGAUCGAAGUUGUCCAUAACUCGGGGCUUCAUUUUCGCCCUGCAACCAUGCCACCAUGGCCGAUGGUAGGUAAACAAGCGAGGCUUACUCCAUAUGUAGGUUCCGCGUGUUCCGGUCAACUCAGAAACCAAACUCUCCCUCUCUGACGAUAUGUUCGCUGGUUUCCUGUUCAUUCUCAUUCUUAUAUGUACUGGAAGGACCUCCUCUUCAAUUAUCUUAUCAUUGAUCAUUGAUCAUCUUAUCAUCGAUUAUCUUAUCAUGCUUCAUCCGUUAUCUUAUCAUGAGGUACUUUGUAUUCUUCGCAGCUCUCCUCAUGCCCUGGGUGGCUGCAUUCUCCUUCAAUGCCUACGAUCUGGGCUUUCAUGGCCUCUAUCCCCGUCAGCGUUUCCACUCCGUCGACCUUGAGGCGCCCGCGCCCAAGGUAACACAAUGGGAUUCCCGGUGCGACUCUGGGAAUCUCCUCCUCACUCCAAGGGGCCCCUUGGUAACCGGCCCGGCACGAGGCCCAGUUAUGCUAGAUGCGAGGGGCAACUUGAUCUGGAUGGAAAACGAUAAGUUUGAGCAGGCCAUGAACUUGAACGUGCAAAAGUACAAGGGGCAGGACUACUUAACCUUUUGGACGAAGACCAAGAAGACUCGCCACUCAAAGCAUUCCAAAAAGUCUUAUGUGCUGCUUGACUCAUCCUACGAAAUUGCCCAUCGGGUAUACCCGCAUGGCGCUGGCCUCAAAGGAGACUCUCAUGAGUUUCGCAUCACUCCACAAGGCACUGCGCUCGUAACGAUAUACUAUAAACACAAAGUGGACUGUACCGAGUUAGGGUUGGGCAAGAGCUGCUGGAUCCAGGAUGGUCUAUUCCAAGAAGUCGAUAUCGAGACGGGGGAUCUGGUAUUCGAAUGGCGAGCCACGGACCAUAUUCGCAUGAGCGAUGUGUUCAGCAGUCCUUCACGCAAGGAUGGACAUGGAAGGUCCAAGAAGGACGCCUUUGAUUUUUUCCACAUCAACAGCGUCGACAAGACUGACUCUGGGGAUUACAUCAUCUCGGCCCGUUACAUGCAUGCCGUAGUCUGCAUCAGUUCGAAAUCAGGCGACAUCCUGUGGCAAGUCGGCGGCAAGAACAAUGAUUUCGAAGAUCUGAACGGCGCAACCGAUUUCGCCUGGCAACACCAUGUGACAUGGCAGGGCAACAACACGAUAUCCCUCUUUGACAACCACGCCAACAACGUCUUCCACAGCCCGUCCAAACAUAGCAAGGGCAUGCUGAUCCGACUCGACAUGGAGAAGAUGACCGUCCGCCUCCUGCAGGCAUUCGUCCACCCAGACAAGGUUCUCAACGUGUCCCAAGGCUCUGUGCAAGUGAUUCCGGCAAGCGGCAACGUGCUCGUCGGAUUUGGCAACUCGCCAACCUACGUCGAGUUCUCAGCGGACGGCAAGGUGCUCUGCAACGCACACUUCGCGCCCCACUUCAUAUUUCACAUACUCGACUUCGGAUUGGUAAAAUCGUACCGGGUGUUCAAGAGUCCGUGGGUGGGAAGGCCGAAGACUGUGCCGGAUGUGAAGGUGGAGCAUGGGAAAGUAUACGUGAGUUGGAAUGGAGCGACCGAGGUUACAGGGUGGAGAUUAGAGACAGCUAAGGCGCUGGAGGCGAAGGAUCAUGCGUUCGUGGCGAUUCAAGAAUUGGAGCGCGACGGGUUCGAGACGAGCUUUGCGCUUCAUAAGGACGAUGGCUAUGUGAGGAUCGCGGCGUUGGACGCCGCGAAUGGUGUCAUGGCAUAUUCGGCCGUCGUCGCGACGCCUUCGCCUUCUGUCGCACUCUGGUCAAUCCUAUUCUUUAUAUUCGGCUGCGCGGUCUUUGGAUCCGGCUUCGCGGGCUUGGUACUCUUAUAUCGGAAGUUCCCGGGGCUUCCUCGUCUUCCAAAGCUGUCUGGCCCCAGAGCUCGCUCUGGUGCCGCCGUGACAGGCCAUCAGGAGCAUGAUUCCGAAUUAGAGCCUUUGUUAUGGGGUGAGAGUGAUUCUUGAGCGGUGGUGUUGGGCAGGGAGACCUGGAAGGCAAGAUUGGAGAAGCGAGGCAAGACGUACCAGUAGUUCGUGAUGAUUUCCAUGAAGCCCAGAGAAGGCCCAUGUCCUCUGUGACGCUGGAUAGAGACCCGGACAGAUGUCUCCCUACAGGUUUUCGACGCGCCAUGGGUGCAG